AUGGGCUUCUUCAAGCAUCUUCGCGCGAAAUCACAUAACAAGAGCAAUGAAAGCAGCAGCAACAGUCCUCGACGAUCCCCAAUCGCUAUCAGACCUGGACGUGACUUUGCUGCCAAACUUCCCAAUGACAUCCUCACAAAGAUCAUGGUGCAAGUCGCGCCGCACACACAAGAUGCAACAUUCGAGCCUAGUGAGAGAUCAACCAUCGGCGAGGGUUGUAUGCUAUGCGACUUGAGAGAUCUGGCCAAGGCAGGCCAAGUAUGCCGACGCUGGUACAAUGCUGCUGCUACUGUCUUGUACAGUAGCGUCCGUAUCGAUGCCGUCCACUACUGCGAACUGGAAGAGAUCCUGGCCGAAAGAAGACAGAAAAAGACAUUCCUCAAGGCGCCAAUCGAGUCUGGCGAUGUCCCUACAAUCAGACUGGCCCUCUUCAGCCGUACCGUACGAGAGAACCCGAACCUGGCACAUGGCGUGACAAUGCUCAAGCUACCAUACAUGACGCGAGAAACCGCAAAGGCCGACCUUGCCCGUACCGUAUCCGUCCUACCAAAUCUGAAAUACGUCGACCUGCCAGAUGGUGCUUUUACUGGCGAUCCGAAUUGCAUGCCUCUGGUACAUGAGCUACAAGCGCGUUGCCCGGACAUUCGCAAGAUGAGCUACCGUCAAGGCUCUGAAGGAUCAUUCGAGCAACUUGCUCGUCGUAGCUGGCAGUCGCUUGAAAUCAUCGAGAUCUCGGGCAUUCAUGUUGAGCCCAGCACAUUGCGCAUUGUGCUCGGUUCACUGCCCGCCCUGCGUGAGCUCACAAUGACUGACCUGCCAUGGCUUGACGACACCAUCUUCUACCAAUCUCCUAUGCUUCCUGACUUCCCUGCUUUGCACACCCUAGCAUUGGAGAAUACACCGAGAAUCACCGCCGAGGGCAUGGUUGUCUACUUUGACAAGCCUCUAAACCGCAACACCUUGAAGGACCUCUCGCUUGACGGUACCGGCAUCGACCCGAUCGAACUCUACAGGUUCUUGUUCGACGCUUCCGCCCUACACUCUCUUUCUAUCGUCGAGACCGUCUCCAAGUCGCUCGCUCUUUCGCUCAACGACCUGCCUCCACUCGAAUCCAUCUCCCUCAAGGUCCUCCACUUUGAACUCACAGACUCGGAAGAUGCCCAUGGUCUACAAAAACCCGCCGCCUCAUACUAUGCAUACCUCGCGCAAUCACUACACGCGAACGGCCUCCCUGCGCUCUCACAGCUCUACGUACGCGAUCCCGAUUUCGCCGAGAUUAUGCUUCUACCAGCUCCUCCAACACCAUUCAUGGACGGAGGCGGCAACCAACGACAGAGUGUAGUAGGAGCCAUGAACCCGCCACGGGGUCUGCAUCAGCCUCUGGAGGUCUUUUCCAAGGGUCUGGAUGAGUUGGAGUGGGCGUUCACAGCAUACCAACCACCUGCCGCUUCACAAGGACGACAUGGCUCUGGCAGCAGUGGACGUCCUCUGAGUUCAUACAGCGCUGCUCGUGGUCUUGGUCCUCAAUGGGCACAAGGCGGCUUCGGCGGAGAUGCACGCAAGAGUGUCAUCGUCGGAAAUGGCUAUGGUGGCUUCCUCGCUGUACCACAGGAAGAAGCAGCGCGACCAAGAUCGUCUGCUGGUCACGAGUCUCGCAGCUGGGGAAGCAACAGCAGCCCUGGCAACGGAGGUGGCGCUCUUGCUGCUCUUGCUUCCAUGGGUACCAGUGUUGGCAGCAGUGCUAGCGGUAUCGGUAGCCGUGGAAGCUGGCUCAAACCUCCACCAAAGAUUCCUGGAUCCGAAGGUCAUGGCCAUAAGCGAGCUGGCAGUCGACAAGACUUGUGGCGAUAG
Aureobasidium pullulans EXF-150 is the source of this 1851-nucleotide messenger RNA. RefSeq lists its product as uncharacterized. The record is from RefSeq and is a predicted model, not a curated record. Gene Ontology annotation, molecular function: protein binding. The coding region runs from base 1 to 1851 and encodes 616 amino acids. The transcript has 2 exons. Lineage: Eukaryota; Fungi; Ascomycota; Dothideomycetes; Dothideales; Saccotheciaceae.